CAAAUUGCGCUCGACAGUUAACACCACUCGGCUCCACACGGUACCAGGCAGGGCGGGUCCACGCGUUUGCUGCAGCAGUGCAGAACUGUAAUCUGAGUAAAUCAGCAAUCAAGAUGAUGGCAGCCAAAUUUAUUUACGUCCCUCUUCUCUCCGUGCUGCUGCAUGCUGUCCUGAUCACAAGCGCUGAGUUUCCUUUCCGGAAUGUCUCCUUGUCCUGGGAGGAGCGUCUUGACGACCUCAUCCCAAGACUCUACCUGGAUGAGAUCGCAUCCCAGAUGACCCGAGCAGGCUACAAGAGCAACGCUCCAACGCUACCGAUUGCACGACUCGGUAUCGGCCCGUAUAACUGGGUCACUGAAUGCCUACGUGGUGACGUCGAUUCGGGCAAUGCAACAUCAUUUGCAAUGCCAAUCGGUAUGGCUGCAUCAUUUAGUGUUGAUCUACUCACUGAUGUUGGUACAGCUACGAGUGUAGAAGUCCGUGCGAAGUAUAACAACUACACGAGCCACGGGAUAUACAAGGAUUUUGGAGGACUGAGCUGCUUCAGUCCUGUCAUCAACAUCGUGAGACAUCCUCUCUGGGGAAGAAUUCAGGAAACCUAUGGUGAGGAUCCUUUCAUUACGGGAGAGUUGGCCAAGGCAUAUGUGGCUGGUCUACAUGGAGACGAUGCACGCUAUGUCCGUACCAGCUCAGGCUGCAAACACAUCUUUGCCUACGAUGGACCUGAGGAUAUCCCAUCUUCUCGAUUCUCAUUUAAUUCAGUUGUGAAUGAGGCAGACAUGCAGAUGACCUACCUACCAAUGUUCCAUGAAUGUGUCAAGGCGGGAACCUUCAACUUAGUAUGCAGCUAUAAUAGCAUUAAUGGUAUUCCCGCCUGCGCCAGCAAGAAGUAUUUGACUGACGUCGUCCGCAAUCAGUGGGGCUUCAAAGGUUACGUCUCCAGCGACGAUCAAGCACUAGAGUUCCUUCACACUGCUCAUGACUACACCACGGGCCCGCUAGACUCGACCGUAGCGGCCGUCCAGGCUGGUUGCAACCUGGAGCUGACAGGGGCCAAGGUGCCCGUCUACACACACCUGACCCAGGCCGUGCAACUUGGCCUGAUCAGCAUGGAGCAGAUGACCACUCUAGUCCGGCCGCUCUUCUACACCAGGAUGAGGCUUGGGUUGUUUGACCCCCCAGAGAUGAACCCUUACACCAAGCUGAACGUGGACGAUGUGGUGGAGAGCACCGCGCAUCAAGAGCUGGCUGUGUCGGUAGCUGCCAGGACGUUUGUCUUGCUUAAGCACAUCGGGAAAAUCCUGCCGGUGGGCAAGAUUGGAACUGUGGCUGUUGUCGGCCCUAUGGCAGACUCGCCCUACGAUCCGUUCGGAGACUACCCACCAGGCACUUCGCGUGAAUACAUCACUACAGCCAGGGAGGGCUUGAUGAAGAUUGCAUACAAAGUGAAAUACGCUGGCGGCUGCGAUGACCCCAAGUGUGACAAGUACAAUCGGAAUGACGUCAUCAAUGCUGUCACUGAUGUGGACUUUGUCGUGGUGUGCUUGGGCACAGGCACAUCAGUAGAGAGCGAGUCUCGAGACCGCCCAUCAAUGGACCUGCCAGGUUCUCAGCUACAGCUCCUACAAGAUGCUGUCAAAUAUGCCAAGGGUCGACCAGUGGUUCUACUCCUCUUUAACGCCGGACCGUUGAACGUCACCUGGGCUGAUGAAAGUCCCGACGUUCACGCCAUUGUGGAGUGUUGGCUCCCUGCUCAGGCAGCAGGCUUGGCUGUCGCUCGUUUUAUGACCAAUGGCCCGGAUGGCAAUCCUGCAGGAAGGCUACCGUUCACAUGGCCGGCUUCUAUGGAUGAUGUGCCUCCAAUGACCAACUACAGUUUCUUCAAUCGUAGUUAUCGUUACUUUACCGGCACCCCCUUCUACCCAUUCGGUUACGGUCUGUCCUUCACUGAGUUCACUUACGACAAGGUCGUGGUGUCCAACCCUCUUCUCAAACCCUGUGAUGAUAUGCACGUCAGUGUGACCUUGACCAAUGUUGGCAACUAUGCCGGGGAUGAGGUGAUUCAGGUCUAUAUCGGCUGGCCAGGUGCAGUCUACCCGGUACCCAAACUCCAACUAGGAGCAUUCCUCCGUGUGCAGACAACCCCUCAGAACCAGAUUACCAACUACCUGACCGUUCCAGCCCGUGUGAGGGCGGUCUACAACGGACAGGCGGACACCCUGAUAGUCCAGCCGGGCAAGUUCUAUCUCUAUGCCGGUGGUCAGCAGCCUGGGCAGAAGAGACGCAUAAGCUCCAAUGUCCUGACAUCUGCUUUCACCGUUGUGGGUUCGAUGACAAAACUGUCAGACUGCCCUCCAUAGUUAAUAGGUGACAGGCACAAAUGUAGGAGGUACUGGUGGGGGGUAACCCUAUUCCUCUAAAGGAACAUUCCUCUUAAUUUAUCACUGUAAUUAUUGAUCAACAAGAAGUAAGAGAAAAAAAGAUGAGUGUUAGUUCGUGAAACCAAAAGAGCUGCGAAACUAUAAAUUUCUGUUUUCACGAAGUAGUACGCUUCAAUGUAUUACAACACUAGGUUAGUGUUACUUCGUGGAAACGGAGGUCAGCGUGCGCACGCUCGAACAAGAAGAGUGUUACUUCGUGAAAAUGUUUUUGCUCGCAUUUGAGAAGAGUGCGCGCCAUGCAUUAUUAUGGUAAAUGGAACUUGAGUGUUACUUCAUGAAAUUGAAAAUUGUCACUUUCGCGCAAAAGUUGUCAUGGAUGAUUAGCGUAAUUAUUAAAGUAAAGCUCUUGAAGCUUUGAAACUUCGUGCGAUGGUCAGUGAUGGUAGGCCUUGAUGAAUAAUGUUUAAAAGUGUAAAAAACUGAAAACCGAAACAAAUAUGGUUCAACACGUGGAGUGUUACUUUGUGGUGUCGGUGACGAUGUAACAAACUAGCAGUAUAACGUUGUGUAUUUAGCAUGCUGCAGAGUACUCAUCAGAAUUAAGUGCAAGGAAUAUCUGAAAUUCCGUUGUGAAAUUCCAUUUUGAAAAUCUUUUUUGAAAUAUGUUCACGUUAUGACUUUGUACGUGCCAUGUUAUCAGUACUAGCAGACUAGUAUCAACGCAAUCAAGACUCAAUGUUUUCUAUCAUCCUGACAUAUAUCACUGUACAGUAGUCAAAGUACGCCAAAAAUCUUGAUACUCCUAAACGGUAACAACAAAUAUUAAAUAUACUUUUCUGAAAAUUAAAAAAACAAACCAAGUUUGCUUUGAAACAGGAUUUACCUGUUUACAAAAAAAAAUCCUCUUUUUUAACGUAACUAGAACCCAUUGAGCAUAUAUAUCUGUAUAUAUUUUGUUUCAGUUCCAAAAUUUUUGUCUUGUUUGUGGUACAAGUAUUUGAACUUUUGAAGUUCAACACUAUUUCUAUGCCUAAUUUGUCUGUAAAAAAUGGGAAAGAAUGUUGCAUCCUGACACCACUUUGUUAUCAUAUAUUAUCUCACUGAAGGUCAGUCAUUGCAAAAAUGUUAAAAAGACAUGAAUCUGGGACUGAGAAACAUUUCCAAUUUUGUUAGAAAAUACUUUGAAAAUGCACUCGACUCUCCAUUGACUUUAUGCACAACCAAAGAAGUGGUGUCAGGGUACUACAUUCUUUAAAAAAAAAGUUUUACAUGGUAUUUUGUUCACAUUUGAAAAAGUAUAUUGCCUGCGGCUUCCCCUUUAAGUCUUUCUUGAUUAACUUUUAUAUGAAAAGUUUGAAUAUAAUAUAUCAAUGAUAUAUUUUUGUACUGUGGUUCAUAUAGUGUUUUUUUUGUUUUGUUUUCUCACAAUUACUCGGGACAACAGCGUAUUCCAGUGUUUAUACAAAUAUGUCGGUGAAGGACAACACUCAAUAUUGCAGUUCAUCAUUUCUUUUGCUAUUAUGCCCAAUUGUUUGCCGCUUUUCUCCUUUUAAAGUACCUGAUAAAUGUGUAGAUUUGUUUUUUUAGUUCAUGUUUUGUGGUACAUGUUUUGUAGUACAUACUUUCGUUCUGGAAAUAAUAUUUUGCAGCUUUUGAAUUAUGAGGGCGUUAUAUUCAAUAUCAAAAAAUGAUAUGGGCGAGGUCAGUGAUGAUGGUGACGUUGCCCUGGUAACGCCACAUCCUCUUGUCACAUAUAGGCGUGUUUUUUUAUAUUUGUUAGAAUUAUGUAAUAAUGGAAUUAUCGGAGCUAAUAAAGUAUUCUUAAGACUUGAAA
Patiria miniata (bat star) is the source of this 4215-nucleotide messenger RNA. Its product is annotated as probable beta-D-xylosidase 6. Gene Ontology annotation, biological process: arabinan catabolic process; xylan catabolic process. The record is from RefSeq and is a predicted model, not a curated record. Gene Ontology annotation, cellular component: plant-type cell wall. Bases 114 to 2360 code for a protein of 748 amino acids. Gene Ontology annotation, molecular function: xylan 1,4-beta-xylosidase activity; alpha-L-arabinofuranosidase activity. NCBI's taxonomy places the organism in Eukaryota, Metazoa, Echinodermata, Asteroidea, Valvatida, Asterinidae. The transcript is spliced from 12 exons.